UCCAAAACCUCAGCUCAUUUCUUAGCGAUGCCACACAACACCAGCCUUUUUUCUCUUUAGAUGAGAGAGAGAUCUGGAAGUAACAAGCUUCCUAGCCAUGGGAAGCUCAGAGGCUGGAAUGAGUAGUGAUGUUGCACGAGCAUUAGAAGGUGAGUAUCAAGUGUUCCUGAGUUUCAGAGGACCCGACACUCGUCAUGGAUUCACAGACUUCCUCUAUGAUGGCUUGAAAGAAGUUGGAUUUUGCGUAUUUAGGGAUGAUGAGGAACUCCAUGUCGGCAAUGUGAUUGGAGAGAGCCUUCUACGUGCUAUCGAUGGCUCCAUAAUCUACAUACCCAUCCUCUCCAAGACAUAUGCUGUUAGUAAAUGGUGCCUUCGUGAGCUUGCACGUAUAGUAGACAACGUGUCUAAGUCAGAGGGUAAAAAAAGUAUCAUUCCUAUUUUCUUUCAUGUGAAACCUGAUGACGUUAAAUUUAAGAAUCCACUGUAUACCGACGCUUUUCUGGAACACUCGAAGGAGUCUCCUGAUGAAGUCGAGGCGUGGAGAGCGGCUCUUGAAAGGGUAGCUAAAAUCAAGGGAUUGAAUGUGACAGAGGACCAAAGUCAAGUAGAGAUUGUCAAAUCGGUUGUUGAAAACGUAUUGAGAAGCUGGAGAUAA
Molecule: messenger RNA, 655 nt
Organism: Eucalyptus grandis
Lineage: Eukaryota; Viridiplantae; Streptophyta; Magnoliopsida; Myrtales; Myrtaceae
Product: toll/interleukin-1 receptor-like protein
Exons: 2
Coding region: 98-655 (185 amino acids)
Biological process (GO): signal transduction
Source: RefSeq, a predicted model, not a curated record